Aspergillus pseudonomiae is the source of this 1613-nucleotide messenger RNA. RefSeq names its product Inosine/uridine-preferring nucleoside hydrolase domain-containing protein. Gene Ontology annotation, cellular component: cytosol. The record is from RefSeq and is a predicted model, not a curated record. Bases 201 to 1310 code for a protein of 369 amino acids. Gene Ontology annotation, molecular function: purine nucleosidase activity. Gene Ontology annotation, biological process: purine nucleoside catabolic process. Lineage: Eukaryota; Fungi; Ascomycota; Eurotiomycetes; Eurotiales; Aspergillaceae. The transcript is spliced from 4 exons.
UGUGGUGUGGAAAAGCCGAUAGGCGCUAUGGUGCGCGAUAGGGUGAUGGUCAGGAGCGUGGCUGAACUUCAAUUAGGAGCAGCCCGGUUGAUUGAGCCCGGCCCACCAUCCAAGUGCCAAACAUAUAAAAGCAAACCGAGCCGCCAUGCGGAGAAACUAUUCAACUUUGUACCUGGGACUCAAAUGCGCUUUCUGUGGCGAUGUGGCCGACUCGCUCUCUUUCUUCGUUGUUCUUUCUCUCUCUGGCCCUGUGUACAGCCGCCAAUAGCCAACCCGAAAAAAGAUAUGCCAUCCUGGAUAACGACUGGGGGGCAAUUAGCUUUCUUCCAUUCUUGAUCGCGCUCAAGAAUGACAUCCAGGUUCUGGGAUUAGUCUCCGAUACGGCCAAUUCGUGGCAGCGUCAAUGCGCAUACCAUGCGCUAGCCAACCUUGAGGUCGGAAACCUCAGUUGCAUCCCAGUCUAUGCGGGCGCCACCUAUCCUCUAAUCAAUACACCAGUGCGCUUCCAGGCAUGGGAAAGCGUGCACGGCAAACUUCCCUGGGAGGGCGCUUUCGCUUCAGAGAAUGUAACAGCAGAAGCACUCGGUAAUGACCCAACAUCAGGGGAUCCAAACCGGAUCGUCAAGGCCGCUUUUGUUGAGGGAUUCCCCACUACUAAGAUCAACCACUCCACGUCUGCCGCCAAUUUCAUGGUUGAGAUGGUCCACAAAUAUCCGCAUCAAGUCUCCAUCUACUCUGCCGGGGCGUUGACCAACAUUGCCUUGGCAGUGCGAAUGGAUCCCGAUUUCGCCUCCCUGGCCAAAGAACUGGUCAUCAUGGGAGGAUACGUGGAUGUGAAUAUGUAUCAGGUUACGGGUGAUUAUUUACAGGCGGACAUAAACUCCGAUAUCAACUUGAUGAUCGACCCAGAAGCUGCGAAAAUUGCCCUCAAUGCAGAGUUCCCCGAGAUUGUUAUCGCCGGAAACGUGGCCAAUCAGGUACAAUCGACACAGGACUACCUCGAUGAGGUCUACACGGUCAAGAAUGAGUAUACCAGGCUCUUCCAUGAUCACUAUGGCACCGAGUUUCCUUUCUGGGAUGAAACUGCGGCCGCCCUCAUGGUUGACCGGUCUCUUGCUAUUAACACCACUACUGCCUAUAUCGACGUCGAUAUCUCUUAUGGAAGCCCUAAUUACGGAAAUAUUCAUGUCUACCAGGCCAUGCUUAAGCCACCGGGCGUGCGCAACAUCACCUAUGUGAACCGUAUCGACGGCGCGAAGCUCAAGGACAUGAUGAAGCAGGCUAUGUGGAAGCCUCCGACGUGCUCUUGAGUGGAUGACAUUGGCUAUCUUAAGAUAAGACACCACUUGUGUUGAAUACAAAUACAGAGCAAUAACAUCCUCUUGGUUAUAGAGUAGAGCUCCAUACAAUCCAUUUUACUAUCAUCUGUCCUAUGUUGACCCUCGCGGUUGUAUCCAUCUCAUCAUCAGCGAAUUAAACAUUACUUUGCAACGCGAAUUCCAAGUUUGCUUUUUUGUCCCCUUCCCCAGGUUAACCACUCAAUGUUUUCGUUUGUAUACCUACUUCGUAUGGGAGAGAAAAUAAAAUAUAUGAGAUUGAUUGGUGUGAUCCUC